AUGGCGGCGCGCCAGACUCUGAGCUCCACCGGACGCCGACUCUCCGCUUCACCUCCUGGAGCGCUCAAGAUUCAGCAGAACUUAGACUUCAGAACCCAGAGCCCAGAGCCAGAGAGCCAGAGAGCCAUCACCAUAAUCUUCCCUGUGUGCUGCUACAUCUGCUGCAAGGUCAUGGGUAACAAGUGGAUACCCCACCUGGAACUGCUGAAGGCUGAGUACACCGAGGGGGACGCCCUGGAUGCCCUGGGCCUGAAGCGCUACUGCUGCCGCAUGCUGUUGUACUAUGUGGACCUAAUCAAGAAACUGUUCAACCAUGUGCCCAUAGAGAAUUGA
Molecule: messenger RNA, 333 nt
Organism: Ochotona curzoniae (black-lipped pika)
Lineage: Eukaryota; Metazoa; Chordata; Mammalia; Lagomorpha; Ochotonidae
Product: DNA-directed RNA polymerases I, II, and III subunit RPABC5-like
Exons: 3
Coding region: 1-333 (110 amino acids)
Biological process (GO): tRNA transcription by RNA polymerase III; transcription by RNA polymerase II; transcription by RNA polymerase I
Cellular component (GO): RNA polymerase I complex; RNA polymerase III complex; RNA polymerase II, core complex
Molecular function (GO): DNA-directed RNA polymerase activity; zinc ion binding; DNA binding
Source: RefSeq, a predicted model, not a curated record